This is a messenger RNA of Emiliania huxleyi CCMP1516, 1153 nucleotides long. RefSeq lists its product as hypothetical. The record is from RefSeq and is a predicted model, not a curated record. NCBI's taxonomy places the organism in Eukaryota, Haptophyta, Isochrysidales, Noelaerhabdaceae. The transcript is spliced from 2 exons. The coding region runs from base 48 to 794 and encodes 248 amino acids.
GCCGCGGUGCUUGUUCGGGCAGUUCACGACUCAAUGUGUGUGCGUAUAUGGCGCUCGUCCAACUCCCCACUUUCUCGUUGCUCGCUCUAGUGGCUAUCGCCGUCGCCGAGGACCACAAUUCUGCCUCGUGGCAGAUCAAGGCCUACGGCAGUGCCGCGCCGGAUUUUCUCGCCGCCAGCGCCACCAUCUCAGAUGGCAAGAACGUGCUCAAGAAGGGCACCAAUGGCUGGACGUGCAUGCCUGCCAACCCGCGCGGCAUGAGCGACCCGGACAAUGGCUGGCUCUCGGCGCACGAGGCGAUGCCCGUCUGCUUCGACGCCGCCGGCCUCGACUGGAUGGAGGGAUGGAUGUCGCAGAGCAAGCCUGUAAUGAAGCGCGACUCCUAUGUCUGGAUGCUGGCGGGCGACAUGGGCGAGGACAACUCGACGCCGAUGACGAUGACGCAGGCCGAGGCCAACGGCACGUGGAUCGAGUCGGGCCCGCAUCUGAUGCUGUUCCCCAAGGACCCGGAGAGCCUCGACUCGUGGCCGGACGACCCCUUCAAAGGCGAGCCGUACGUCAUGUUCAAGGGGACGGACUACGCCCACGUGAUGAUCCCUCUUCCUGGCUACUACGCCUACUCGCCGGCCGACAAGGCGCCAAAGGGCUUCGGCGGGUCGGCGGUGGCCGCGGAGCCGCCUCCCGCCGAGGUACCCUUCACGCCGCCCUCGCUGCUCGCUCUCGGCUUCGCCCUCGGCGUCGCCGCCAGUCUCGCCGCCACCAGGCUCACGGUGUCGCGCCUCCCGAUGGUGUGAGCGCGUCACCGCACACCGCUCACCCUAGAAUACAGCCACUCUGUCUGAAGGCCCGGCCGACCGUGCUCGGCCGGCCAUCGGAUGCCCUGUACCGUGUUGGGGCGGCAGUGCAGGGCGGCCGCAACAUAUGUCCAAGCCCCCAGCGCCUGCAUUCUCGUACGUAGCAGUGAUCCAGAUUCCAGUGCCGUCGCGUGUAAUGCUCGUCUGAAACACGACUGCCGUGCUUCAUGCUGCGGUCGUGCCCGUGCGUCGGUCGUCGUCGUCUCGGACGGCUGCUUGACCUCGAGUGCUUGACCAGGCUCCAGGGAGGGUACGAAUCGGUACGUACGCUUUGUCCGAAAGGAUAAAAGGAAAACGCG